UGUGGUUUGAAUGCAAUGGUAUUCAAGUAUUGUAUAAUAAACUGAGUGUUAGUGCUAUUGACACCAAAUGUAUACCAAAUAAGACCCCAAUUGUGACGUAUGUUUGAAAAUAUGGCAAAAAUAGGACUCAAUUGAGUCAAUCAUAUGAAUGAAUUAUAGACUGAUUUGAUGAGACAUUAACUCAUUGAUUGUGAUUAUAGUUAAUGUGAUAUCAAUUAGCAAUCAAUGGACACAAUGGCGAGUAUUGAGACCAAUGAUCAACAAAUUGUUUCCAUCAUACCAAUGACAUCACUGUUCACUUCAAAUGUGGUUAAAUCAACAGAUGAAGAGUUAAGUGAAGAGUCGACAACAAUGAGAGCGAUGUAUGAGAAGACCAAAGAGCAGUGCGUUUGUCAUUUCGACUCGUGGUCUGAAUCGGAUCAGACAGACUUCGUUCAGUACUUACUCUCGAAGAUGUCUCACUGCCAACACUCGCAAAUUAAUUGUUAUCUCAAACCAAUGCUUCAAAGAGAUUUCAUUUCAUUACUUCCGAAGAAAGGUUUAGAUCACGUGGCGGAGAGUGUAUUAUCUUAUUUGGACGCAAAGUCUUUAUGUGCCGCAGAGUUGGUCUGCAAAGAGUGGUAUAGAGUUAUCUCUGAAGGUAUGCUUUGGAAGAAAUUAAUUGAAAGCCGAGUUCGCACAGACACUCUUUGGCGAGGAUUAGCUCAUAGGCGCGGGUGGAUUCGCUAUUUAUUUAAACCAAAUGCUGGCGAACAACAUCCCGAUCAUAUGUUUUACCGAAGAUUAUUUCCAAAGAUAAUUCAAGACAUCGACAAUACUGAAAACAAUUGGAGAACAGGUCGUCAUAAUUUGCAAAGAAUUAAUUGUAGGUCUGAAUCAAGCAAAGGUGUCUAUUGUCUUCAAUAUGAUGACCAUAAGAUUAUUAGUGGAUUAAGAGAUAAUACUAUUAAAAUAUGGGAUCGUUCGACACUUCAGUGCUCUAAAAUAUUAACAGGACAUACAGGUUCUGUACUAUGUCUUCAAUAUGAUGAUAAAGUUAUAAUAAGUGGUUCCAGUGAUGCCACAGUUCGUGUUUGGGAAGUGAAUUCAGGACAAAUGGUUACAACAUUAAUACAUCAUUGCGAGGCUGUACUGCAUUUGAGAUUUAAUAAUGGAAUGAUGGUUACCUGUUCAAAGGACAGGUCCAUUGCUGUCUGGGAUAUGGUGUCACCAUCUGAUAUCAAUUUAAGACGUGUUCUUGUUGGCCAUCGUGCCGCUGUCAAUGUUGUUGAUUUUGAUGAGAAAUAUAUAGUAUCAGCUUCUGGUGACCGAACCAUCAAAGUGUGGAAUACUUCUAACUGCGAAUUUGUGCGAACUCUUAAUGGACAUAAACGAGGCAUCGCUUGUCUUCAAUAUCGUGACAGACUUGUUGUCAGCGGAAGUUCAGACAACACUAUCAGGUUGUGGGACAUUGAAUGUGGUACUUGUUUGAGAGCACUUGAUGGACACGAAGAGUUAGUUAGAUGUAUUAGAUUUGAUAACAAACGAAUUGUCAGCGGAGCUUAUGAUGGUAAAAUAAAAGUAUGGGAUUUGGCGGCAGCUCUGGAUCCUCGGUCACCGGCAUCUGCAUUAUGUUUGAAGACAUUAAUAGAACACACGGGUCGGGUGUUUAGACUACAGUUUGAUGAGUUUCAGAUCGUUAGCUCAUCACAUGACGACACUAUAUUAAUAUGGGAUUUCUUGAGCCCAGAGAACCCACACCCGGCGCCUACACCUAAAAGCAUUCACUCGCCCUCCAAAUCUUAUGCCUGCAGUUAUGCUUCAUAACCAAUGGUAACUUAUAUAUGCUUUAAUUAUAAAAUAUUUUAAUCAUUUAUAUGUAUGAUUAUGAAAUUACAUUAUAAUUUUUCACUUUUAGCUAUAAUAUUGAUAGUUAGGUUUUAUUUUGUAUUUUUUUCAAUUUAUUAUAAUUGAGUUAAUUAGAAAUUGUUGGACAGGUCUUUAAUCUAUCGAUUUUAUACCAUUUAUUUUGAAUAUCAUUCCAAAUCUAAUUAAACUCAAUAUAAACUCGAAUUGUAUUUCAUUUCUUACAUUUUGUCCAAUCAGUAGAUCAUUAAUAAAUAUAAACUAAGUUAUAAUU
This is a messenger RNA of Oppia nitens, 2119 nucleotides long. It is a transcript of the gene slmb, whose product is annotated as F-box/WD repeat-containing protein 1A-like. Gene Ontology annotation, molecular function: protein dimerization activity. The record is from RefSeq and is a predicted model, not a curated record. The coding region runs from base 226 to 1806 and encodes 526 amino acids. Lineage: Eukaryota; Metazoa; Arthropoda; Arachnida; Sarcoptiformes; Oppiidae. The transcript is spliced from 7 exons.